AUGCCUCCUUCCGAAGUGUCAUCGGCAGAAGAUGUUGAAAAGCGAGUUCCUGAGCAGAAGGUCGCUUCUGGGGAUACCGCCGAGGGCUUCGUCUCCGCUAGCCACAACCCCGAGUAUGACCGAUACCUCGAGCUUCAUCGUGAGUUUGAAGGUGCUGGACGAAAGAGACUCUUGAAGAAGCUUGACUGGCGUCUGCUCCCAACUCUUAGUUUCUUGUACCUCAUGUGCUCCCUUGACAAGAGCAAUGCAGGCAAUGCCAAGCUCUUCGGUUUCCUGGAAGAUGUCGGCAUGACUCCAACUCAAUUUAACCUGGCGCUGAUGUACCUCUUCUUCACCUACGGCCUCUGCGAACCUGUCUCCAACGUCAUGCUGCGUCGCUUGGGACCAAAGAUCUGGUUUCCUUGCAUUGUUGUCGCGUGGGGUCUCGUUACUACUUUGACGUGCCUUGUUCAAAAUUAUGGUUCCUAUGUCGUGAUUCGCCUCGUGCUGGGCAUGACCGAGGCAGGUCUCUACCCUGGCUCGUACUUUAUUCUCAGCAUGUGGUAUACUCCCAAGGAGAUUGCCACUAGAAUGGCUAUCUUCUACGGUGCCAAUACCGCUGCGGGCGCAUUCGGCGGUGUCAUCGCCUACGGAGUCGGCAACCUCGACGGAGCUCAUGGAUGGAAGGCCUGGAAGUGGCUCUUCCUUAUUGAGGGAGUCAUCACUAUCGUCGCAGGCUUGAUGACCUACAUGUUCCUACCUCACUUCCCACAUCAAUACGACCACAAGACCAAGUCGAAGUGGCUCUCCGCCUCGGAGCUCGAAUACGCCCAACUCCGAGUCAAGUAUGCCUCCGGCCCCGACGCCCCGACCUACGUCUUCCGCUGGAGCGACGUCCUCGCUGCCGCCAAGGACCGCAAGACAUACCUAAUGAUGAUGUUGUUCUGGUGGGGCGGAUCCGUGCCGACCUACUCGCUUUCCUAUACCCUGCCCACCAUGGUCAAGAACCUGGGCUACACAGCCGUCAAGGCGCAGGCACUCACUACCCCGCCGUACAUUUUUGCUACCUGCGUCUGCGUCUUUGUCGGCUGGAUGAGCGAUCGUUACCAGCGCCGCUUCUUUAGCAUAAUGAGCUGCUACUGCCUGGGCCUCAUCGGCGUCAUCAUCCUCUGGGUCACCGUUCAUUAUAAGAACCUCUACGGAGUGAGCUAUUUUGCCAUUUUCCUGGCUGCGGCUGGGUACUCGGCCCAAGCACCUAUCGUCGGAGCCUGGACCUCGGUCAAUGUGCCUAACCCUUCCAAGCGAGCUGCUGCUAUUGGUCUUCUGAUGCUGUUCGGUUCGUUCGGGGGUGGCAGUAUCGGCAGCAACAUUUACCUGGCGUCGGAGGCUCCGACCUAUCCUCUGGGGUUUGGCUUCUCGAUUGGUGCGACUGUGCUUGGCGCCAUGAUUCCGGCGACUAUCCACUGGUUCCUGAUGCGAAGAGAGAACAAGAGGCGGGACGCCAUGAACAUUGAUGAGAUUCAAGCUCGCCACACACCAGCCGAGCUGAGCGAGAUGGGCGAGAACUCUCCCCUCUUUCGGUUCACACUGUGA
Thyridium curvatum is the source of this 1572-nucleotide messenger RNA. RefSeq lists its product as uncharacterized. Lineage: Eukaryota; Fungi; Ascomycota; Sordariomycetes; Thyridiales; Thyridiaceae. Bases 1 to 1572 code for a protein of 523 amino acids. Gene Ontology annotation, cellular component: membrane. The record is from RefSeq and is a predicted model, not a curated record. Gene Ontology annotation, molecular function: transmembrane transporter activity. The transcript has 5 exons. Gene Ontology annotation, biological process: transmembrane transport.